GCCAAUGCCUGUAUAUAUGAAGGUAUCAGCACGCUAGGCUAUUUCGCAUCUCCUUGCCGGGUAGCCUAUGCUGUAUCAGGACAGGACGUCACGGUUUUGACCUAGGGCAAAGGAGCACGAGUUACCCAGUUCCAUCAGGUAAAUGCGACGGAUUUAUUUGAUUUACUAUUUGAUAAUGUUAUAUGCUGUCAUUCUGCAAUUGGGUGUAAUGCACCAUCGAAAAUAGUAGGCUCUAGCAAAUCGCCCUUUUCGAGACGCUUCCAAGCUAUCCUCUAGCUAAACUAUAUUAAGCUAUGCUGUAAACGUGCGGUUUCAUAGAAGCCGGUUUGGUGCAGUGUAAUUUAAGGUUAGACCGCAUGGGCGUAGGCUUGUCUCCCUGCAGCCUCUUUGGAUUUAUGUGGGUCCCGUUUAGGUGAAAAUAUUAUGUGGAUUGGGCUGGCUGUUUGGGCUCUUUAGCCUACUCUACAAAAUAUAUGUCCACUGUCCUUAUGGCUACAAUGCGGAGUUUUUCUCCUCUUUGGAUCAUCAUGGAAGAAGUGUGCUCUUGAUAAGGCAUGCAAUGUUUAGGUAUUUUUAUGGCACUUCUGGUUCUUAGUAGGGAUGUAGUAUAUAGCACUAUUCAGAGUGGUCUUUGUUGAAAUUUGUCACGCAGAGCAUCUGAACGUUCUUAAGUUUACCGGGCCGAGCACGCACGAGCCAGCAGGCGCCAUGGAGUCGCAUCUCUCCACCACCGCAUAUCUCCUCCUAGGUAAUGCACUCACUCUGCAUGGCAACCAACAGACGGUGAAUAGACUACAUUAGGCAAUCCUUACCUUUGUAAUCAAUAUUAUUCAAGAGGAGUCAUUAUCAAUACUUUAAAAAUGUUUUAUAUCUCUGAAGGACAUGGGUUUGUUGCGCUUGUAACGCCAAGGUAGUGGGUUCGAUCCCCGGGACCACCCAUACACAAAAAUGUAUGCACGCAUGACUGUAAGUCGCUUUGGAUAAAAGCGUCUGCUAAAUGGCAUAUUAUUGUUGUCUACAAAACCUUUUAGGAGGAAACCACUCGUUUUCUUUAAUGCAUGAUGGGGGAUCUACAGGUAUUGUUCUUAGGAUCAUUAUUCAUUGCAUUUUGGCAUUUACAGUAUUUCAUAUUGGCAUGUGCUACUAUUAGGCAGAUGGAAUUGUUGUGUAAAGUGAUUCACACCACCAUACAGAGAGAGGUUGCCAAUUUCCUGCGUUUUAAUCUCCCUUUGGCUAUGAACUAUUUCCUCCGUAUUAUUGUUUACGUUUCUUAUCAUUACAUCCUGUGACAUGAUUCUCAAGGAUGUCUCUUAUUGCCUCUUGUUCUGUGUGUCCUAGCAUUGGUCUCUACAACAUCUGGGUUCUUCUGGACUCCCCGGGGGCCUCAGAUGUACCCCUGCCUCACCUACAUGGAGCACAACCUGCGGGUGGACUGUGAGUUCCCUGUGGAAGACAACCCUGCACACCUAGGCCCCUACUGCGAGUACAAGCAGGACAGCCGACUGGUGGGAUUUGAUUGUUUUUGACAGAUUUUCAGUCUUUGCUAUUUUCUCCUUCUUUCUUUCUUUACUUAUGUAUACACUGAGUGUAAAAACAUGAGGAACACCUGCUCUUUCCAUGACAUAGACUGACCAGGUGAAUCUAGGUGAAAGCUAUGCUCCCUUAUACAUGUCACUAGUUAAAUCCACUUUAAAUCAGUGUAGAUGAAGGGGAGGAGACAGGUUAAAGAAGGAUUUUUUAGACAAUUGAGACAUGGAUUGUGUAUGUGUGCCAUUCAGAGGGUGAAUGAGCAAGACAAAAUAUUGAAGUGCCUUUGAACGGGGUAUGUUAGUAGGUGCCAGGCGCACGUACUGGUUUGAGUGUGUCAAGAACUGCAACGCUGCUGGGUUUUUCACGUUCAACAGUUUCAUUCCCCAUUGAUUUUGUUAUAAUGUUUGAGUCACUCAGAUAGCAUAAGAACAUGGCAUUAUCCAUGGCAAAAUUUGUAAAAUUGCAGGAAAUUAGCUUUGAAACUGUAAAAUGUUCUCUCUGCCCCAUGGCAAAAUUUGUAGAAUUACAGGAAAUUAGCUUUGAAACUAUAAAAUGUUCUCUACACCCCAUGGCAAAAUGUGUAGAAUUGCAAGAAAUUUGAUUUAAAAUGCCCACUACCAUGCUAACAUUGCCACCGCUGCUGAAAAGAAUCCUAGUGGAACACUGAAGCAAGUAAAUUAAGAAAAAAAUCUAAUUUACAAUAGGUGGGCAGCACCUACCCCAACGCUGUGUCCCUGGUGUCGACAGACAACCGAAGGAGGGCCAACGUGAGCUUGGUCAACCCCACCGUGUGUCGCCUCACCUGGGCUCCGAUGGCGGACGAGAAGCCCUACACCUACACCUGCAGGGUGUACCAGGGGUCUACCUGGAAGGAGAACAGCAUGGCUGUACACCAGCGUGAGUCAUCAUGGGUACAGGGAUGAGCAGGAGGAGGGACAACUGAGAUAGGAGUGGGAAGGGGAGUCAAUAUAGUUGAUGGUUAUCAAUGCAAACAUAUAUACAGCAUUGGAGUUGUUCAGUGGGUUGCCCUAAGAUAUGAAUAUACUCUAUCAAAUAUGUAGUAGGAUAGAAUGGAAUUAUGAAAUUAUUUCCAAGCAAAAACCACAGGAUUAUCUCUUUGUAUACAUGAAGACCUAUUUGUUCUUGUGUUAUUGCACAUCCAUACAGAUGAAGAACCAUAUGUGUGUUUUGAAAGAAUUUUGAAUAAUUAUAAAAAGUAUGGAAAAUAAGUAUGAAAUCAAAAACUAAUAGGUAAGUAUAAUUGAAAGAGAAGUGUGAUGACAUGAUCUUUCAAUAAUGACACUCUUGAUUUGGUAGACCUAUACACAUAAAAAAAGAUACAUAUUUGACAAUAUUCACAUUUUUCUAGAUGCAAUUUUCUUUGUUGCAAGGGUUCAUUUGUUGUGUUUGUGUACAAGUGUUUAAAUCUGAUGGUCUGUUUUUGUCUGUCUAGGAAUUCUUCCAAUCUGCUCAGCCCUCAGCGUGAUGUUCCAUACCGGGCUAUUUCUUCUGUCCCUUGUGAUGUCACUUCCUGUAACUACAGGGCUCCUCUCUCCCUGACCUCCUUUCAGUGUACAGAUAGCUAGAUGUAAUUACAUGUUUUUAGACAGAUUUUCAUAUCAUUAUUAUAGUACACAAUAAUAACUACAAUUUACUAAGAUUGUACGGUAUGCAUGUUCACAAGUGUAAUGAGUGAAACACAACAGUGGUACAUUGGAGGGCUGUGGCUCCAUAUUCACUGUUUUCUGACCACUUCAAUGAUCACUUAAAAACUGAUCCAUCAGACUAGAUCUUAUUUUGUAUUAUCUAUUCUCUAUAAUUUAGGCUUUGCUUUUGGAGUAUCAGGUAAGAAUCCUAUGAAAACAACUUAUUUAUAUCAGUCUAACUUUCAGAAUUUCCAGACUUUCAGGCUAUUAUCAGCCCUUUGGCUACAGGGAUGCUAGUACGGGAAUGGGUGGUCAUGUCCUAAAGAGAUUCACAAAGGCUGUUUACACAGGCAGACCA
Messenger RNA from Coregonus sp. 'balchen', 3534 nucleotides. Lineage: Eukaryota; Metazoa; Chordata; Actinopteri; Salmoniformes; Salmonidae. The record is from the annotation of a GenBank genome assembly.